UUGGAAAGACGGAGUGAGACAGGACGGAGUGAGACAGGACAGACAACUAAACAAAGCCUACUGGACUAAACUCUCUUGUGGAAAUAAACUUAAGGAGUAAUCUCAGGGGUGAAUACCGCAGUCCAGGGCUCAGUGAAGGGAUUUAACACACACACACACACACACACCGACUCCGAGGCGGAGUAUGGACUGAAUGGUGGCCGAAACCCCGAUGGAGGCGGUGAGAAGUUUGCGGUUCGUGCUGCUGCUCUGGCUCGUGGGGCUGACGGGAGCCGCGGCGCGAGAAGUAUGUCUGGGUACGGAUAUGAAGCUGGCAUUGCCCUCCAGUCUGGAGAACCAUUACGAGAUGCUGCGACUCCUUUACACCGGCUGCCAGGUCGUCCACGGCAACCUGGAGAUCACACACCUACAGGGCACCCCAGACCUUUCAUUCCUCAAGGAAAUAGUGGAGGUUCAAGGCUACGUGCUGAUAGCUCAUGUCUCCAUGUCCGUGGUUCCUCUGGAGAAUCUGCGCAUCAUCAGGGGCAGUCAGCUGUACAACUCGAGUUACGCACUCGCCGUUCUCGACAACACCAGAGUCACACAGCUUUGGCUCAAGAGUCUGACGGAGAUUUUACUCGGUGAUGUUUACAUCUGGGGAAACCCCCAGCUUUGUUUCCCCAAUCCUCAGACCAUCAACUGGUCUGACAUCAUGGCUGACCAGGAUCAGAACGGAAAACUGAAACAUCUACAGCCAGCAGCACCUCACUGUUAUCCGUGUUCUGGAUGUGCCUCGAAGGGCUGCUGGGGCCCCACGAUGUCCGACUGCCAAACACUGACAAACGUGCGCUGCACUUCAGGCUGUAAGCGCUGUAAAGGUCCAGACGCGAGCGACUGUUGUCAUGUGCAGUGCGCUGCAGGCUGCACCGGUCCCAAAGACUCCGACUGUCUGGCGUGUCGGCACUUUAAUGACAGCGGCACGUGCAAAGACAACUGCCCCCCUCCUUCCAUCUACGACCCAGUGACGUAUCAGUCCAAACCCAACCCCAACAAGAAGUUCAGCUUUGGCGCCACCUGUGUGAAAACGUGUCCCAAUAACUAUCUGGCCAUGGACGUAGCGUGUACGAUGGUUUGCCCCAAAGAUAAUCAGGAGGUUAUCAUCGUCCAACCAGACGGCCAGGAGACGCAGAAAUGUGAGAAGUGUGAAGGAGAAUGUCCGAAAGUGUGUUACGGUCUCGGGAUGGGGAGCCUCCAGGGGGCGACGGCCGUGAACACCUCCAACAUCGCUUCCUUCCAGGGCUGUAAGAAAAUCUACGGCAGUCUGGCCUUUCUCACGCAGUCAUUUCAAGGGGAGCCACUCAGUAAUUUAACAGGCCUGCAGUCGAAUGAUCUCGAGGUGUUUAGGACUUUAGAGGAGAUCACAGGUUACCUGUACAUCGACGCCUGGCCAGAGGACCUGAGAGACCUGAGUGUGUUCGAGAACCUGAAGGUCAUCAGAGGGCGAAUGCUGUAUAAGGGUAUGUUUUCCCUGGGAGUGCAGUCUCUCCACAUCGAGUCUCUCGGACUGCGUUCUUUGCGCCGCAUCGGUGGCGGCCUCAUGCUCGUCCAUAACAACUCCGAUCUGUGUUACACAUCGUCUCUGUCCUGGGCCUCUCUGCUCUACCCGAGCCAGGAGCUCAACCUCGUCAGCAACAACAACCGAGACCCCAAAACCUGUGUGGCUGAGGGUCAUGUGUGUGACUCACUGUGUGCGAACCGAAGCUGCUGGGGUCCCGGGCCGAGUCAGUGUGCGUCAUGUAAGUCGUUUCAGCGUGGUAUGGAGUGUGUGGAGCAGUGCAACAUCCAUCAGGGUGCCAUCAGAGAGUUCAUCGACGGAUCCUCGUGCGUUCCCUGUCACCCUGAGUGCCGACUAAUCAACGGCUCGGCCUCCUGCACCGGCGCUGGAGCGAACAAGUGUGUAGAGUGCGUGCACUUUCAGGAUGGCGACACGUGCGUGGAGCGCUGCCCGAGCGGCGUGAAGGAGGAACAACACACCAUGUGGAAAUACGGCAACGAGAGCGGACACUGCGUGCCCUGCGCCACCAACUGCACCGUCUCCUGCACCAUGGAUGAACGAGGAUGUCCAGUUCACCAGAAAACUGGGCCCGGGACGACGAUCGCAGCGAUCGGUGGAGUCAUCCUCUUCAUCAUCCUGCUGGGUCUGCUCAUCUUCUAUCUGUGCCGGCAAAAGAAGCUGAAGAAGAAGGAGACGAUAAGGAGACUCCGGCAGGAGCAUGAGCUGGUCGAGCCGCUGACGCCGAGCGGAGUACAACCAAAUCAAGCUCAGAUGCGCAUCCUGAAGGAAACGGAGCUGAAGAAGUUGCGAGUUCUCGGAUCCGGGGCGUUCGGCACUGUCUACAAGGGUAUCUGGACUCCUGAUGAAGAGACCAUGAAGAUCCCAGUGGCCAUUAAAGUGUUGCGUGAGAACACUUCACCUAAAGCCAACAAGGAAAUUCUGGACGAGGCGUACGUGAUGGCAGGUGUGGUCAGUCCAUACGUGUGCCGCUUGUUGGGGAUCUGUUUGACCUCCACGGUGCAGCUGGUCACUCAGCUCAUGCCGUACGGCUGCCUGCUUGAUUACGUGCGGGAGAACAAGGACUGCAUUGGAUCCCAGUACCUCCUCAACUGGUGUGUGCAGAUCGCCAAGGGAAUGAGCUACCUGGAAGACGCCCGGCUGGUCCACAGAGAUCUGGCAGCCCGGAACGUUCUGGUGAGGAAUCCCAAUCAUGUGAAGAUCACAGACUUUGGCCUGGCUCGCCUCCUGGACAUAGACGAGACUGAGUACCAUGCAGAUGGUGGAAAGGUGCCCAUCAAGUGGAUGGCUUUGGAGUCGAUUCUACACAGGAAGUUUACUCACCAGAGCGACGUGUGGAGUUACGGAGUCACCGUGUGGGAAUUGAUGACCUUUGGCAUGAAGCCGUACGAUCUCAUCCCAGCACGGGAUAUUCCGGAGCUGCUGGAGGGAGGAGACCGCCUUCCUCAGCCUUUCAUUUGCACCAUGGACGUCUACAUGAUCAUGGUCAAAUGCUGGAUGAUUGAUCCUGAGUGUCGACCCAGAUUCAAGGAGCUAGUGAACAACUUUAGCACCAUGGCGCAAGAUUCUCCGCGCUACGUUGUCAUUCCGAAUGAUGAGCAAAUGAAUCUGUCGAGUCUGGUGGACAGUAAGUUUUACCGCACAUUGCUGGAAGAAGAAGGAGGGAACGUGAAGGACCUCUUGGAUGCAGAGGAGUAUUUGGUGCCACAACCCGAAAGCUUCGAUAACCAGCCUAAUGGACUGGCCAGACGCCAAUCACACAGGAGCACAGAUCAGGUACUGGAUACGGACGGCAUGCCGAGCGGACGGAGCAUGCACUCAUCUGUCAGCACGUUAGGGCGGAGUCUGUACCCGACCCUUCCUGUCGGAGCCACGGCCAACGGAAACUGGGGAGCCUCUCAGUACCGGCAGCUGGUCCGAAGCCAGUCUCACUGCUCCGCUGGCGGCCAGUCAGACUCUGUGUUUCUGGAUGGGAGCAGGGAUGAGCCUCCCUCCAGUCCUGGGCGAUACAUUAAAGACCCUACCUUCCCUGCGUGCAUGGAUGGAGACGUUGAAGUGGACGGGUUCAUAAGUUACCCUUCACACUCAUUGCCACGCAAGACACACAAACAACCAGAGUACGUGAAUCAGGACGUCCAAUCGGACCGGGCGAAUACGCUGCCGCGUAAAUCCACUGAGAGGCGUUUACACAACGGUCUCAGCUCUGGACGCAGCGUGGAGAACCCUGAGUACCUAGUGCCCACGUCUCCCGCUUUUGACAAUCCAUAUUACUUGGAUCUUGUGGCUAAAAUGCCGGACGGGUCUUUAGAAGACGGAGCCAUGCCACCUCCCAGGCACGUGAACGGCUAUGUCAGGCCCACAGCCGAAAACCCGGAGUACCUGGGAUUGGCAGAAACCUGGAGUGGUCCGAGAGAUCUCACCUGAGGAGCGGUGGGGC
Clarias gariepinus (North African catfish) is the source of this 3989-nucleotide messenger RNA. It is a transcript of the gene erbb2, whose product is annotated as erb-b2 receptor tyrosine kinase 2. The record is from RefSeq and is a predicted model, not a curated record. Gene Ontology annotation, molecular function: transmembrane receptor protein tyrosine kinase activity; ATP binding. NCBI's taxonomy places the organism in Eukaryota, Metazoa, Chordata, Actinopteri, Siluriformes, Clariidae. Gene Ontology annotation, cellular component: basal plasma membrane; signaling receptor complex. The coding region runs from base 194 to 3976 and encodes 1260 amino acids. Gene Ontology annotation, biological process: positive regulation of MAPK cascade; protein phosphorylation; cell surface receptor protein tyrosine kinase signaling pathway. The transcript is spliced from 27 exons.